Molecule: messenger RNA, 4612 nt
Organism: Equus quagga
Lineage: Eukaryota; Metazoa; Chordata; Mammalia; Perissodactyla; Equidae
Product: KIAA0319 like
Exons: 22
Coding region: 354-3509 (1051 amino acids)
Cellular component (GO): plasma membrane; cytoplasmic vesicle
Source: RefSeq, a predicted model, not a curated record
UUGCUUAGCAGGAAGUGUGUUUCCGGGUUGAGCCCGGGGAGGUGGGAGGAGGCGGUGUUUCCGGCCGCCGUCGCUGUCCAGGGAGGCUGAGGCGAGAGGGAGCUGUCCGGGUGGGGAGUCCGCACUACCUUCUUCCUCUAACUCCUCCUCCGGGUGAGGGGAGCGAAAGUUGGGGCCCCGACCGCAUGGACCCGAAGGAGGCGGAGGCCGCCGAGAGCCGGGGCCCCACUGUGUGGCCCUGAGCCCCGAUAAGAAAGUGUGUUUGGUCAAAGUCACAAAGCUAUUAGUAGCAGAGCUGGAACUGAAACUCAGAUCUUUUUUUCAGGGGACUGGUUCUGCCUUUCUGGAAGGCCAUGGAGAAGAGGCUGGGAGUCAAGCCAAGCGCUACUUCCUGGAUUUUAUCAGGAUUUUGUUGGCAGACGUCCGUGAAGUGGUUGAGAGGCCUCUACCUGUUUUAUACUUGCUUCUGCUUCAGUGCUCUGUGGUUGUCAACAGAUGCCAGUGAAAGCAGGUGCCAGCAGGCGAAGACACAAUUUGGAGUUGGCCUGAGAUCUGGGGGAGAAAUUCACCUCCAGCUUCUUGAAGGAACCCCCUCCCUCCAAUCGUGUUGGGCUGCCUGCUGCCAGGACUCUGCCUGCCAUGCCUUUUGGUGGUUAGAAGGGAUGUGCAUGCAGGCAGACUGCAGCAGGCCCCAGAGCUGCCGGGCUUUUAGGACAGACUCUUCCAAUUCCCUGCUGGUGUUUUUAAAAAAACCCCAAACUGAAGAUGAUUUGGGCUUUCCACAUGAAGAUGGUGUACCACAUAUUCUGGGGCUAGAUUGGAGCAGGGCAUCUUGGAGGAGACAGAACCCACACAGAGCUACACUCAGACCUGCUGUAUCUUCCAGUAACCAGCAAAGCUUAAUCAGGAAGCUUCUGAAGAGAAGUAGUCCCAGGGAAGAAGUAGUUACACCGUUAGUGACACAGCAUUCUGAAAUGAAUGACUCCAAGGAACUAGAUGAUAGGAAUACCAAUGGCUCUACAGAGGUCCACAAGGCAGUCACAAUUUCCAAUCCCUUAACCAUAGACCUGACUGCAGAGAUUGCUGGUUGGUCAAAGAAUGUAUCAGUCCAACCUGAGACAUCAGAGGAUCCCGGCACCACGCCUAGUACUCAGCAAGUAAAAAGCCCGGGGAAAAUCCACAUUGCUAGCCCUCUGCCUGUGGCUCCCUCCUACAGUUAUGCUACCCCCAGCCCCCAGGCCUCUUUCCAGAGCACCUCAGCACCAUACCCAGUUAUAAAGGAACUGGUGGUCUCUGCUGGAGACAGUGUCCAGAUAACCCUGCCUAAGAAUGAAGUUCAGUUAAAUGCAUAUGUUCUCCCAGAACCGCUUAAAGGAGAAACCUACACCUACGACUGGCAGCUGAUUACUCAUCCUAAAGACUACAGUGGAGAAAUGGAAGGGAAACAUUCCCAGAUCCUCAAACUAUCCAAGCUCACUCCAGGCCUGUAUGAAUUCAAAGUGAUUGUAGAUGGUCAAAAUGCCCAUGGGGAAGGCUAUGUGAAUGUGACAGUAAAACCAGAGCCCCGUAAGAAUCGGCCGCCUGUUGCCAUUGUGUCACCACAGUUCCAGGAGAUCUCUCUGCCAACCACUUCUACAGUCAUUGAUGGCAGCCAAAGCACUGAUGAUGAUAAAAUCGUGCAGUACCAUUGGGAAGAACUUAAGGGGCCUCUGAGAGAAGAGAAGAUUUCUGAAGAUACGGCCAUAUUAAAAUUAAGUAAGCUCGUCCCUGGGAACUACACUUUCAGUUUGACGGUCGUAGACUCUGAUGGAGCUACCAACUCCACCACUGCGAGCCUGACGGUGAACAAAGCUGUGGAUUACCCUCCUGUGGCCAACGCUGGACCCAACCAAGUGAUCACCCUGCCCCAGAACUCCAUCACCCUCUUUGGGAACCAGAGCACUGAUGAUCAUGGCAUCACCAGCUAUGAGUGGUCGCUCAGCCCAAGCAGCAAAGGGAAAGUGGUGGAGAUGCAGGGUGUUAGAACACCAACCCUGCAGCUCUCUGCCAUGCAAGAAGGAGACUACACCUACGAGCUCACAGUGACUGACACAAUAGGACAGCAGGCCACUGCUCAAGUGACUGUUAUUGUGCAGCCUGAAAACAACAAGCCUCCUCAGGCAGAUGCAGGCCCAGACAAGGAGCUGACCCUCCCCGUGGACAGCACAACCCUGGAUGGCAGCCGAAGCUCAGAUGAUCAGAAGAUUGUCUCGUAUCUCUGGGAAAAAACACAGGGACCUGACGGGGUACAGCUUGAGAAUGCUAACAGCAGUGUCGCCACUGUGACGGGGCUGCAGGUGGGAACCUAUGUGUUCACCUUGACUGUCAAAGAUGAGAGGAACCUGCAAAGCCAGAGCUCUGUGAAUGUCAUUGUCAAAGAAGAGAUGAACAAACCACCUACCGCCAAGAUAACCGGGAAUGUGGUGAUUACUCUGCCCACGGACACGGCAGAGCUGGAUGGCUCCAAGUCCUCGGAUGACAAGGGAAUAGUCAGCUACCUCUGGACUCGAGAUGAGGGGAGCCCAGCUGCAGGGGAGGUGUUAAAUCACUCUGACCACCACCCUAUCCUCUUUCUUUCCAACCUGGUCGAGGGAACUUACACAUUUCACCUGAAAGUGACUGAUGCGAAGGGUGAGAGUGACACAGACCGGACCACUGUGGAGGUGAAACCUGAUCCCAGGAAAAACAACCUGGUGGAGAUCAUCUUGGAUGUCAACGUCAGUCAGCUAACUGAGAGGCUGAAGGGGAUGUUCAUCCGCCAGAUUGGGGUCCUCCUGGGGGUGCUGGAUUCCGACAUCAUUGUGCAAAAGAUUCAGCCGUACACGGAGCAGAGCACCAAGAUGGUGUUUUUUGUUCAAAAUGAGCCUCCCCACCAGAUCUUCAAAGGCCGUGAGGUGGCAGCGAUGCUCAAGAGUAAGCUGCGGAAGCAAAAGACAGACUUUCUGAUAUUCGGAGCCCUGGAAAUCAGUACCGUCACAUGCCAGUUGAACUGUUCUGACCAUGGCCACUGUGACUCAUUCACCAAACGCUGUAUCUGUGACCCUUUUUGGAUGGAGAAUUUCAUAAAGGUGCAGCUGAGGGAUGGAGACAGCAACUGUGAGUGGAGUGUGUUAUAUGUCAUCAUUGCCUCCUUUGUCAUUGUUGUUGCCUUGGGACUCCUGUCCUGGACUGUGAUCUGUUGUUGCAAGAGGCAAAAAGGAAAACCCAAGAGGAAAAGCAAGUACAAGAUCCUGGAUGCCACAGAUCAGGAAAGUCUGGAGCUGAAGCCAACCUCCCGAGCAGGCGGUAAACAGAAAGGCCCGAUGCUGAGCAGCAGCCUGAUGCACUCCGAGUCGGAGCUGGACAGCGACGACGCCAUCUUCACGUGGCCAGACCGAGAGAAGGGCAAACUCCUGCAUGGCCAGAACGGCUCCGUGCCCAACGGGCAGACCUCACUGAAGGCCAGGAGCCCACGGGAGGAGAUCUUGUAGCCACCUGGUCUGGCUGUCUCAGGGUAGGGGUUGGCAGUGCCGGGGUCCAGAGCAUUGCCAGGCUGGUUCUCAUACCUCCCAUGUCUGUGGGCAGCUGUUCUCCCAGCAUCUGCUGGUCACUCCACCCUACCACCCCCAACCAGAGCAGAGCUGCUGGUACUUGAAUCUAGAGACAUUCUCCGGGAACCCCUGAACGAAGCUGUGAACAAAGAGGUUUCCUCUUUAAACCUGUUUGAUAGGCCCCCCAAAACAGCCUCACCUCAGGGCCUCCUUUUUGCAAACCCCUCCCUGGCUCCGACGGUGGACACAGCCAGCUCCUGGCCUCCUUCCCAGCUCCCUGUUGGCUGUGUUGCUGCUCCCAGGGCACCUGCACAGCGAGGCCCAGCUGGGCCCCCCACACCUGGGUACAGAACCAAGCACUGCCAGCCUCCUGCUCCCAGAGCACGUUCUGUUCUCUUCUUUGGGAUGGGGUGUGCCCUCUCGCUAGGUCCAGAGGAAGGGGCGCUCCCUCUCCUCACCAGUGAUGCCAGGCUGGUAGGGCAGAAAUGGUGUCUGGCCCAAGACUGGGGGAGGACUGGCUGUUUCAGGAGUGGAGAGGGGCCCUUCUGGCUGCUGGACUGUUGUGUUAGAGCAGCUGGGCUGGACGGACUGCCUCCCCUCCACCUCCUGACCAGCCCUGGCUACUUCAGGGCUCAGGCCACUGCUCCCUGUGCCCCGAGGAGACAGCUGCAAACAGACUGGAAUAUUGUGGCCCGAGAGCGCAUGUGUGCAACUGCCCCCCUAUGGUCUCUUCUAUGUCCGUCUGUCCGUGUGUCUUCUCUCUGUGCCCCUUGCAUGUGUGUGUGUGUUAGAGUGCGUGUGUGUGCAUCAGCUCCUCACAGGGCUCUCAGCUACUCACAAGGCAACCUUCACCUGGAAAGACUUUCAGCUCCUUGGAACAGAGACUUCCUGAAUCCCUCUGGCCCCGUCACUGGUCCCUCAGCCGUGGUAUCUGGGUGUUGAGGAAUGGGAGCUUUGGGGGAGUGACUUUUUAAAAAGAAACACAGUUUAUACUGCUGCACUACUGUCUGUUGUGAGGUGAUUAAACAUGCUAUUUAAUUGUA